AGAAAAGAUUUGACAAGCCAGAAGAUUGGAGUGGAGACAGAUUCUUGAAACGCAUUGACUGGCGUGGAUUGUCAAAGGUAUUAAUUCCGUUGAAUGUUGAAAAUAAACACUGGAUAUUGUGUGAGGUGAAUUUAGAGGAGGUCGUGGUUAAAGUUUAUGAUUCCUUAAAGACUUUCCGAAGUGCGUGGUAUGCAUUUGAUUUGUGUUCGAGGCUUCCUUAUCUAUUUCAAGAGAUUCAACAUGACCUCCCACGUCCCUUACACCUUAGACCAUGGGAGGCAGUGGCUGUUCAUGGGGUUCCACAACAAGGAAUAGGGAGUGGAGUAUGCGGUGUUAUGGUUAUGGCGUUUGCUGAACAUUUGAUGCACGACCUCCCCUUAACACCCGGGUGUGAGUACGACAACUGCCGCACCAUACGAAACAACUUUGCAGUACGCCUAUGGGAUUUCAGGAAGAAAGCGUAGAAGAUUCAAGCAUGUAUGAGGGCUGUCCAUAUAUAUAUUUUUGUCCUUGUGAAUGAUGGGAAAAAACACUUAAACCAAAGUACUUAUUUUUUGU
Cuscuta epithymum is the source of this 558-nucleotide messenger RNA. The record is from the annotation of a GenBank genome assembly. NCBI's taxonomy places the organism in Eukaryota, Viridiplantae, Streptophyta, Magnoliopsida, Solanales, Convolvulaceae.